AAUUAAAACUCCCCAGUAAAUAUGGAAAAUCAAUUCGAACUUUUAUACAGCAAAUUGAAAAUAGAAAUGCAAAAACAAACACUAGAAUUAACCAAUAAUAUUAUGGAGAAAAUAGACGAAAAAAUUAAACCUGUCCUUGAAGAAAACAAAAAGCUGCGAAAUGAACUAGUAAAAUUAGAGAAAAAGGUGGAAUAUAUGGAAAGAGAUAAAAAACUUAACAAUAUCAUAAUUUAUGGGAUGAAAGAAGAAGAAGAGUCUACGUUAGAACUAUUUACAAAAGUAAAGGAAUGCUUUUUACAAGAAUUGGAAAUAAAUGUAGAAGAAUGGGAAAUAAACAAAAUACACCGUAUUGGAAACAUACAAAAAAGUGGAAAACAGAGGCCUGUACUCCUUUCUUUUGUAAGCGUAUGGAAAAAGAGGGAAAUUAUGGAAAACAAAAAGAAACUAAAGAAUAUAUAUAUUGCAGAAGACUACUCCAAGGAAACACUAGAAAAAAGAAAGGCACUACAACCUCAGCUUAUAGAGGAAAGGAAAAAAGGAAAUUUUGCCAUCAUUAAAUAUGAUAAAUUAAUUGUUAAAAGAAACACUAUAAAGGAGAAGAGGAAAAGGCAGACACCUACCCCUCCUGAAACGGAUGCACAACCGAGGAAACAAAAGACAUUAAACACUUUGUCCAACAAGAGAAUUAACGCAUUUGAUAAAAUGAAAGGUCGAUCGCUAUCCUUUACUGGAAACCUAGACGCUGAAGAACAAUAACAACUAAACACUGGUCACCGGAAACAGCAAACAAAUAAUAAACAGAACAAAGUAAUUGACAAUAAAGAAACAAAUAUCUCUCCCCCAAGACGACUGGUCCUCGUGGGGGGAAAAGACCACAACCCUCCAACAACACAAGAUAAGAAUAGCAAAAACAGGCGUCGAAAACCAAAAGUUCCAAAACUUUAUAUAGCAGCCCUUAAUGUACUCACAUUGAAAAACGAGGAAAAUCUGGUAGAACUCAUACAU
Molecule: messenger RNA, 1005 nt
Organism: Melitaea cinxia (Glanville fritillary)
Lineage: Eukaryota; Metazoa; Arthropoda; Insecta; Lepidoptera; Nymphalidae
Exons: 1
Coding region: 22-756 (244 amino acids)
Source: RefSeq, a predicted model, not a curated record